Messenger RNA from Penicillium macrosclerotiorum, 927 nucleotides. RefSeq names its product short-chain dehydrogenases/reductase. Gene Ontology annotation, biological process: secondary metabolic process. The transcript is spliced from 2 exons. Lineage: Eukaryota; Fungi; Ascomycota; Eurotiomycetes; Eurotiales; Aspergillaceae. The record is from RefSeq and is a predicted model, not a curated record. Bases 1 to 927 code for a protein of 308 amino acids.
AUGGCGCAGACCUUGACACAAGUCCGUGAAUGGAACGCGGCGCUGAAGUCCGCACAGCCGGAAACGGUGGCGCUCUUCGUCGGAGGUACCAGUGGCAUUGGAAAAUACACUGCCAUUAAAUUGGCCGGCGCGGUUAAGAAACCCACAAUUUACAUCAUCGGUCGCAGCGAAGUUGCUGGUGCUGAAGUCGUCGACGCGAUGAAAAAAGCGAACCCGGAUGGUUCUUAUGAAUUCAAAGCUGUUGAUAUCUCAAACCUUCGCAACGUAGACGAAGCUUGCGAGGAACUCAAAACUCGUUUUGAAUUUCUGGACCUCUUAUUCCUCUCUGCUGGAGCUCUUGGUUUUAGCAAGAAUGAGACGCCUGCGGGCAUUGAUGUCAACCAUAUGCUUCGAUACUACUCUCGUAUGAGAUUCGUCGAGAACCUACUGCCUUCUCUGGAAGCCGCCAAAACCCCCCGUGUGAUCAGCAUUCUGGCCGCUGGUAAAGAAAUCAUGAUUGAGGAAGACAACUUAGACCUAAGGAAGAAGUUUUCCUUUUCUGCAGCGAACGGCUACCCAGCAUCUAUGACCUCGCUGGCAUUCGAGGUCCUCGCGUCGCAACACCCAUCCGUCAGCUUCCUCCACGUGUUCCCAGGUAUUGUGGCUACGCCACUCAUGAAAAAUAGUAUGGGAUCUGUGGUAGGUACAAUCAUAGGGUUCCUGGCGAAGCCCAUCGCCAUGUCGGCCGAGGAGAGUGGGGAAUGGCAGACAUGGCUAUCGACUUCACCUAAUUUCGCCCCCAAGAACUCUGGCCAGGGUGUCUAUCUCCUCAAUCACAAUGGCAAGGAUGCCACCAACCAAUCUCUGAUGGCUGAAUUCCGAAAGAAGGGAUUCCCCGAAAUUGUCUGGAAGCAUACGCAGGACACCUUCGGUCGAAUUCUUGCGUAG